AUGAUCAGACAACCGGGAACCAAUAUCAAGUCAGCUACGACAGUGAUCGCCUGCUACAAGAACAAGGUGAACGAGUUCCGCUCUGGUGUCGAGAAGGACCUUUCCGAGGUUAUUCAGAUCGAGCAGAUCUUCACGAAUGUCCCCAAGGGCCAGGUCGCGAAGAAGGACGACUGGACCAAGGCGUUCGGUUCCGACAACAUGGACAAGGUGCUCGAGGAGGGUGAGCUGCAGGUGAACAACCUGGAGCGAGGACACCAGCUUGCCUCCCUCUCUCGCGAGAUCGCCACCCUCGUCGCCGAGAUGACCGUCGACCCGGCGACGAAGCGGAAACACACGGUCGGCAUGGUCGAGAAGGCGAUGACGGAGAUUGGCUACAGCACGCGCGCGGACAAGACGGCCAAGGCGCAGGCGCUCGACCUCAUCCGCCAGCUGAGCCAGCCCGACUCUGUCCUCCCCGUUGAGCGGGUGCGCAUGCGUGUUCGUAUCACGAUGCCGGCCAAGGACGCGAAGCGCAUCAAGGAGAAGCUCAUGGAGCUCGUCGAGGAGACGGAGGAGGAGGAGAUGGAUGCCGAGUGGGAGACCGUGAGUUUUGCAGGCGCCUGA
This is a messenger RNA of Trichosporon asahii var. asahii CBS 2479, 603 nucleotides long. Its product is annotated as 35S primary transcript processing-related protein. The record is from RefSeq and is a predicted model, not a curated record. Bases 1 to 603 code for a protein of 200 amino acids. Gene Ontology annotation, biological process: ribosome biogenesis. The transcript is spliced from 4 exons. Lineage: Eukaryota; Fungi; Basidiomycota; Tremellomycetes; Trichosporonales; Trichosporonaceae.